AUGGCACCUGCAGUUCAAAAGAAGACCAAAAAGACUUCUACCUUAAAGAAGCCUGCCAACAAAAAGGUCCAAAAGAUUGUCGAGAAAGCGGUCGAAAAGAGAAGCAAGAAGGAUGCUCAAAAGAAGGCUGUUGCCAGGCAAUUGAGUGAGUCAGAGCCUGAGGAUGAAGUCAUGGAAGAUGCCGCUGAUUCAGAUGAGGAAGACGAUGUUUUCAAGAAAUUGCAACGUGUCAUGGAUGAAGAUUCAGACAACAGUGAUGAAGAGAAGGCUGCUGCUGAGGACAGCGACAGCGAUAUCCCUUCUGAUUUCGAAAAGGAGAUGGCAGUGGAUGAAGACGAUAACGACGACGAUGAGGAUGAAGAAGAGGAUGAAGAGAAUGAGGAAAAGUUGCAACAAGAUAUUGAACAGCACAAGAAAGACAUGGAAGCAUUGAAGGAGCGUGAUCCUGAGUUUUAUAAGUUUUUGCAAAAAGAAGAUGAUGGCCUUUUAGGUUUUGGUGAAUCUGAUCAAGAAGACGAGCCCGAACAAGUUGGUGGCUCUGAUGACGAGGGCGCUGAUGAAGGCGCUUACAGUGAUAUGGAGGAGCCUGAGGAGGACGACGAGAAGGAAGCUGCAGUGCAUGUGUUGAAAAAGGCCGAGUUAAAUGAAUGGAUCGAGGCUGUCAAAACCCAUAAGGAUUUCAAGGCAUUCAAGAAACUGUUGUCUGCUUUCAAGACUGCUGCUAGAAUGUCAGAGGAAGAUGACAAUGUAACAUUUGCUUAUAAGAUUGAGGACCCUACAGUCUUUUCCAAGGUCAUCACAACCACACUUCGUCUUGCACCUAUUGUAUUUGCUCAUCAUUUGAAGCCCAAGAAGGAGAAUGGAUCGCCAUUGACCUCGGGUCGCUGGUCAUUCUUCAGAUCCUACGUCAGAUCUUACCUCAACAACUUGCUCCAUCUUUUGCGCAACUUGACUGACGCCGACAUGCUUCGUUUGACUAUCCGUGAAGCCGAAAAAUGCACCAACCUCUACGUCUGCUUUGACCGUCUUGCCAAGGAAUACCUCAAGACCUUGCUGAACGCAUGGUCCAACCUUGGUUCUACUGAUAUUGUCCGUGUGCAAGCGUUUUUGAGCAUCAAAUCCUUAGCCACCAUGCCAGUGCCUGCCAGCAAAGAUACCAACUCUCAAGGCUAUCUCGAUCUCUGUCUCAAGAAUGUCUACCUCACAUUUGUCAAAAACUGCAAAAACACAAACUUGCACACGUUACCUGUUAUCAACUUGAUGCGUAACUUGGCCGUUCAGUUAUAUGGCAUCAACCCCGUCCUUAGUUAUCAACAAGGCUUUGUAUAUAUUCGUCAAUUAGCUAUUCAUCUUAGACAAGCCAUGAAGGUGCGUUCCACCAAAAAUCACAACAUGGUCUACAACUGGCAAUACGUCCACUGUAUUGAUUUCUGGUCUGAUGUGUUGAAUGCCUAUGCUGGUAAUAUGGUAGAUGAAGAAGGUGAUGUUGUCGAGUCCCCUCUUAAGGCUUUGGUGUAUCCCUUAACACAAGUAGCUGUGGGUGUGAUCCAAUUGAUUCCUACUGCACAAUUCUAUCCUCUUCGUUUCCACGUACUUCGCUCUCUCAACUCACUUAUUCACAACACACACGUCUUUGUUCCUCUCGCUACCUAUGUUUUGGAGGUCUUGGAAGGCACAGUGGCUAUGGAGAAGGCCAAGCAAUCCAAUGCUGGUUUGCCCACUGACUGGGAUUUGGUGUUGAAGGUCAAUAAGAAGAGUAUUCAUGGUCGCAUGUAUCAAGAUGAAGUUUUGGAUCAAUGUGCCAAGGCAUUGAAGAACUAUUACAAGGAGUAUUCUCAUCAUAUUUCAUUCCCUGAGAUGGUGGAUGCUGAUAUCAUUGCUAUCAAGCGUUUCGUCAAGCAAUCAAAGAGUAUAAAGGGCAAAGACAAGUUGGCUAAAUUGGCAAAGGAUCUCGAGGCCAAAGCUAAGUUUGUUCGUCAGCAACGUAGUAAGAUCAGCUUCAGUCCAGAGAAUGAAGCUGAAAUUGAGAAAUUCAACAGCGACUUGAAAGCAAAGAUGACGUAA
Messenger RNA from Mucor velutinosus, 2064 nucleotides. RefSeq names its product 40S ribosomal protein S6. The record is from RefSeq and is a predicted model, not a curated record. The coding region runs from base 1 to 2064 and encodes 687 amino acids. The transcript has 6 exons. Lineage: Eukaryota; Fungi; Mucoromycota; Mucoromycetes; Mucorales; Mucoraceae. Gene Ontology annotation, biological process: ribosomal large subunit biogenesis. Gene Ontology annotation, cellular component: Noc2p-Noc3p complex; Noc1p-Noc2p complex; nucleolus.